Messenger RNA from Phaeoacremonium minimum UCRPA7, 5289 nucleotides. RefSeq names its product putative e3 ubiquitin-protein ligase upl3 protein. NCBI's taxonomy places the organism in Eukaryota, Fungi, Ascomycota, Sordariomycetes, Togniniales, Togniniaceae. The record is from RefSeq and is a predicted model, not a curated record. Gene Ontology annotation, biological process: proteasome-mediated ubiquitin-dependent protein catabolic process; protein polyubiquitination. The transcript has 5 exons. The coding region runs from base 1 to 5289 and encodes 1762 amino acids. Gene Ontology annotation, molecular function: ubiquitin protein ligase activity. Gene Ontology annotation, cellular component: nuclear speck.
AUGUCAAGUCCAGAGGCUGCACCAGGUCCCUCCAACCCCACAGAGAGCAAUCCCUCAGCUUCUUCGAGCCGCAAAUCCAGCCGCAGCAAGAAGAGCUUUCAAAAUGCCACAGAACCAGCAGCUGGCCCGUCCAGCUCUACCCGCCGAUCGAAGAGGAAUGCUGGCAACGUAGAUCAGGAAGACGUCACCAUGGGCGGCACAGACGAGAACGAGAAGGAUUACAUACCUCCGCCGCCUCCGCCUCCCGAAGGUCACCCAGCAGCCGACGACAGCGAAGAGAACGACGAAGAUGAUGCCCACCGCUACGACGGUGACGAUGAUGACGAUCCGUUUGGGGGAUUUGGAGGCCCCGGCCGCGGUCUCAGCAGCACUCUCGCAGCUCUAACAGGCAUAAUGCCAGGAUUGUCGUCAAGGCUUAGACAUGUGUUAACGAACCUUCGGCAAAAGGAGGACCCUACACUCCAACUCAUCGCCUUGCAAGAACUUUCUGAGAUUCUCCUCGUCUCGAACGAGGACAACUUGGCAGGCCAUUUCGUGCCUGAUGCUUUUGUCAAGGAGCUUGUCCCGCUGAUGCAGCCGGAUGACUUCAUGGAGGCGAACCCCGAGAUCAUGCUACUUGCCUGCCGCUGCCUCGCCAAUCUGAUGGAAGCGCUUCCAGCCAGCGUGGCCAACGUUGCGUGCGGCGGUGCCGUUCCUGUUCUUUGCGCAAAGCUCCGGGAUAUCGAAUUCAUCGAUCUCGCAGAGCAAGCGCUAAGCACGCUGGAGAAGAUCUCACUCGACUACCCGGGCCUUAUUGUGAAGAACGGCGGCCUUGCAGCGUGCCUGGAGUAUUUGGACUUCUUUGCGACGAGCACACAACGCACCGCAGUGACGACCGCAGCCAAUUGUUGCCGCAAUAUUGAUGCAGCCAAUUUCGAGGUAGUUCAGGAUGCCAUGCGAAUCUUGCGCGACGUCCUCAAGAGUAGCGAUCAGAGAGUCGUGGAGCAGGCUUCAUUGUGCGUCUCUCGCAUCGUGGAUAGCUUCACGGCUAAGCGUCCUUCGAAGUUGGAGGCACUCAUCAGCACCGAUCUGCUUCAGUCUAUCCUUCGUCUUCUACUGCCAGGCACGACGAACCUCAUCGGUCCCAAUAUCCAUACCCAGUUCUUGCGUGUGUUGGCAAAUACCGCGAGGGCGAGCCCUCGUCUGUCGGCCGAGUUGUUCAAGAUGAACGUUGUCGAGACCUUGUACCAGAUCCUGACAGGAGUUUCUCCUCCCAACGGCACUGAUGACGUCGCUUCAAAGUUGGACAGUGUGCUUAUCAUGCAAGCACUUAUUCACCGACCGAGAGAGCAGAUUAUCGAGACCCUGAACGUCAUUUGUGAACUCCUGCCCAAGAUUCCCGAGCCAACUCCUGCAGAAAACAUCAUGUCUGCAACCCACAGUUCCCGCAGGGACAUGGACGACAAGCGAAUCGAGCUUUUGGAGACGUGCAAGGAUGAGGUCCGACGUUUUGCGCUUAUCCUCUUCCCUACCUUGACGGAUGCUUUCUCCAGCACGGUGAAUUUGGAGGUUCGCCAGAAGGUCCUUCUCGCGCAACUCAAGAUGCUGUCCAACCUGGAUAUUCAGAUCUUGAUCGACGCCCUGAAGCCUGUGCCGUACGCUUCUUUCCUCGCAUCCAUUCUAUCUCAGCAGGAUCACCCUUCCCUUGUCUUUGCCGCGCUGCAAGCCACGGAGCUUCUGAUGCGCCGUUUGGACCAUAUUUACAGAUACCAACUUUACCGUGAAGGCGUCAUUGCUGAGAUCACCAAACUCUCUACAGAGGAGCAAGAUUUGGAAGACAAGGCCGGUAGUAGCGAUACCCACGACCCUGGUCUGGAGAGACGCUCUUCUGCUGGUUCUGGGGAUCAAUCAUCAGAUCAGGACUCUUCGGAUGAUGAUGCGGACGAAGACGAGAAUGAGGACGGUGACGGUGACGGCGAAGAUGGAGACGGCUCUCAUCAUUCGUCAGAGGACGAAAACGAUGAGAAUGAUCAUGAUCAUGAUGCUGACGAUUCACCCGCCUCGCCCAGUUCAGCAGGCUCAACCAUGUCAAUUGACAGACCUUUGAGAUCGAGUGGCAUUGAUAAAGAUGUGCCUCGAUCUCGAAUUAUCGACUUCGCGAAGAAGUUCCUCGAAACUCACGAGACUGAGAAGCACGGGAAAGCGAUGAAGAAGAAGGCAGCCAAGAUUCUCGAAGAGCUAUCAUCUUUGGCAACUGAUAUCGAGUCUUUCUACUUGCGGCCGACAUUAGGAAUUGUUACUCAGGAUAGCGGGACACAGCUUUUCACAAGGCUCGCCUCCUUUUUCGAUUCAGACGUUCUGGAGAGUGUCACGAGCGCUGAGUUGCUGGCAUCCGGUGUCGUCCGGGUAUUGGAAGAAGUGUUCAACAAUCCGGAUGAGAAGUUGGCCAUUGCGGCACAGUCCGCAUUCCUCGAAGUCUUCAUGGGAUAUUCCGUGAAGUCCAGACCCAAGACAGCUACUGCCGAUUCGCCUGCGACACCCUUCAGCGUUAUGAUCCACAAGCUGCAAGAUCUUCUAAGCCGAUCCGAGCACUUCGAGGUGGUGACAGUGCAUCCUCAUAACAGCUACGACGGUAGCCGUAGUAAUGCUGCAUCUAUGUUGGCAAAGCAGAUUAGGUUGAAGCUUGUUGCUGACGACGACUCUGGCAUUCCCCGCCCUUAUCGUAACAUCAUGGUGUCCAUUCACGCUAUUGCGACAUUCAAAUCUCUCGACGAUUAUUUGCGCCCGCGUAUCAGCCUGUCUGAACGCCCACGUGGCUCUCGAAACCGCGAGGGUCUAUCCAGAGCGCUCGCAGCCAUGGCAGGAUCAGCCGGAUUACCUCUUAGUGCUGCCGCUGCUCACUUGGCCGAUCGUCCCCCUCCGUCGAUGAUGGGCGGUUCAACCCCGCCGCCCCCUAUGCCUCCCCAAGCAUCAGGGUCAAGAUCUUCCCGUAAGGCAAAGUCCAGAUCACAACCGCAGGCUGAGGUUCCAGCUACACCCGAACCAGUUUCUUCAGCGUCCCGAGAGAAGGGCGUGCUGCGUCGAACUACUCGUCGUCAGCCUACCCUAGCCGAUACCCCACCGCCGCGCCCUCCUCCUGAUGAUGAGGAUAACCUGGACAAUGCACUAGAGUGUGCUGAUGAGAAACAUCUGACCGAUGAAGACGAGCUUGGUGAAAGCAGUGCACUUGAUGCCAUUGUUGGAGAUCUCGACGAGGACAUGGAUGACGCGCCUGUGCCAGACCCCGGAGCUGUUAACCUCGAGGUUGCUGCUGGAGGGAAGAUCACGGCGCGUAAGGAAGAUGGAACACGUGUGCCCACUCCAUCCCAAGGCAACUCCGGUCUCCCCAGCCGUACCAGCGCGCUCACGGCUGCUUUGCAAGGUACCCCUACUCCGGCUGCCGCAUCUCGCCCAAUGAGUUACGCUGCUGCAAUUCAAGCCAUACCGCAAGAUUGGCACAUUGAAUUCAGCUAUGAUGGCAAGGUUCUCAGCAACGAUACCACUGUGUAUCGCGCUGUGCAGAGUCAGGGCUUAGGUGACCAUCCGAGCCGAAAUGUGUGGUCUGCUCAGCAUGAGAUCAAGGUCCGUAGAGUACCUGGACCGCCGCCGACUGAGCCAAUCUCAUCGAUCUCUUCCCUUGGUGCAGGGGCGGAUUCUGGAGAUAGCAGCAUUCCUGCUUCUCUGGCUAACCACCCCACGACAGCGUCAAUCCUACGACUUUUGAAGAUGCUUCAUGACCUCAACGCAAACAUCGACGAUGUUCUAGUGGAGAACAUAGCUGCUUUGAAGCUGAACGUGGAACCGUUGUCGCAGUUUGUAAAUACGAAGUUGACAGCGAAGCUCAACCGACAGCUUGAGGAACCGCUGAUUGUCGCAAGCAACUGUCUUCCCAGCUGGAGCGAGGACCUUGCCAGGCUGUAUCCUUUCCUCUUUCCUUUUGAGACCCGCCACUUGUUCCUACAAUCCACAUCAUUUGGCUACGCGCGAUCUAUGACCCGGUGGCAGAACGCUCAGCCCCAAGAGGAGAGCAGGCGAGCCCGUGAUAACCAACCAUUCCUUGGCCGCCUACAGCGUCAGAAGGUCCGCAUCUCGCGCUCUAAGAUACUCGAGUCGGCCUUGAAGGUGAUGGAGCUCUAUGGGGCCUCUCAAAGCAUUCUAGAAGUCGAGUAUUUCGAGGAGGUUGGCACUGGUCUAGGGCCAACCUUGGAGUUCUACUCCACAGUAUCCAAGGAGUUCUCAAAGAAGAAGCUUAGACUUUGGCGAGAUACUGACCAUCACGAAUCUGACGAAUUUGUAUCCGGACCCAGUGGCCUGUUCCCUCGGCCCAUGAGCGAGGACGACGCACUGUCUCCCAAUGGCGAGCGCAUCAUGCAGCUCUUCAAGAUGCUCGGAAAGUUCGUCGCCAGGUCCAUGAUUGACUCCCGUAUCAUUGACAUCAACUUCAACCCUAUUUUCUUCCGCAUUGGAGACGAGUCCUCUGGUAUUCGGCCUUCGCUUGGAGCAAUGAAAAUUGUUGACCCUGUUCUUGCACGUUCUUUGCUGCUGGUGAAGAAGUUCGCAUUGGCCAAGAAGGAGAUCACCGAGGAUCCCGACCGAAAUGCCGCACAAAAGGUUGCAGAUACCGAGAACAUCGUCAUCGACAACGGUAUCCGAAUUGAGGAUCUGGCUUUGGAUUUCACCUUACCCGGAUACCCGGAGAUCGAGCUCAUCCCGAACGGUUCUCAAAUCAUGCUCAUGCUCGAUAACGUCGAUUUGUAUCUAGAGAAAGUCAUUGACAUGACUCUUGGAACCGGUGUACGACGACAGGUGGAUGCAUUCCGAGCUGGCUUCUCCCAGGUGUUCCCGUACUCGGCCCUCAGCGCUUUCACUCCAGACGAGUUGGUGACUCUGUUCGGCCGUGUCGAUGAAGAUUGGUCGCUUGAAACUCUUAUGGAUAGCGUCAAGGCCGACCACGGCUACAAUAUGGACAGCAAGAGCGUGAGGAACCUCCUUCAGACAAUGUGUGAGCUUUCUGCUGCACAGAGACGCGACUUCCUGCAAUUCACCACUGGCAGCCCCAAGCUUCCCAUUGGAGGCUUUAGGAGCUUAACGCCAAUGUUCACGGUGGUCUGCAAACCCAGUGAGCCACCGUACACCUCGGAUGACUACUUGCCCAGUGUCAUGACCUGCGUCAACUACCUCAAAUUACCCGACUACACCGAUAUCGACAUCAUGAAGAAGAGACUCUUCACAGCCAUCAAGGAGGGCCAGGGCGCCUUCCACCUCUCGUAG